Molecule: messenger RNA, 6663 nt
Organism: Cyclospora cayetanensis
Lineage: Eukaryota; Apicomplexa; Conoidasida; Eucoccidiorida; Eimeriidae
Exons: 6
Coding region: 1-6663 (2220 amino acids)
Source: RefSeq, a predicted model, not a curated record
AUGCAGGAACCCCCGCAACUCCAACAGCUGCUGCAGUUUGGCGGGUGCGUGACAGAUCCUCAGCAGCACAAGGUGGUGCCCCUCCCUCGCCCUGUUUUCGUCUUCCCUCCUCCUCUGUACCAAACGCCGCCCCUGCAUGUCCGUCCUGCCGCAGAGACGCAGCUGCAGCUACACUAUCGCAGUGCCGCUUCUUUGCUGCUGCUGCACCUGCAUGCCAGGGAUGCAGCAGCAGCAGCGGCAGCAAACGCAACAGCAGAGCAGGCAGUGGCGGUGGCAGUGCCAGCAGCCUCUGGGUGGCGCUAUUCGUUGACCUACCUCGAUGGACUAAGCUCCUUAGCCGCACUGCAGCAGGCGGAUGCCUGUGGAGGCUUCGCCGCAGCAGCCAAGCCAUCAGCAGCCCAUCCAGAGAAGGCCACAGCAGCUGAAACAUCCCUACCCUUAUUCGCCGCUGCAGUGUGGAUUGACGCAUGGCCUUUGCUGCAGCAGCAUGCAGCCCUGCAACAGCGAAACCGCCUGUCUCUGCAGCUCGCUCUGAUUUUCGCUGCGCUACUUCUCGGCCAGCAGCAGCACCAGCACCAUCAACUGCUGCUGCUGCUGGAGCUGCUGGAUCUUUUACUUCAAGGCGACAGCAGUUUCUGUUGCAGCGCUCUUUGCAGCCUUCUCGUAACUCCCCAGCCUCUCUUGCUCUGCUGCCGCAGCACGAUAGCGCAACACUUGUUGCCGCUUUUCUUGGGGGCCCACUACCGCAGGGGAGCCCACAGAGCUGCCUGGCUGCUGCUGCAGCACGCCUACACUCUGCAUGCGACGCCGCCACUGCCCGCUGCAGCAGCAGCAGCACGGCUGCUUCGACGCCAGCACGCAGCCACAGCAAGCGAGCACGUCAAGGGAAGCGCAGAGUACCUGCCUGCUGCAGCAGCGGCGGCAGCUGCUGCAGCUGCGGGGGCAGCAGGGAGUGGCGAUAUCUCUGCAACUGCACACUGUCUUACUGUGCUUCGGAUGCUCCGGCGCCACGAAGAGACUGCUGCUUUUAUAUCGGGUUGCCCUCCCUUAGCCGCUGCCGUCUUCCUGGUGUCUCUGCGACUCUUGUCAGCGGCAGCUGCAUCAGGGAGUGUGUUGCUCCUAUGCAGGGAGGCGGAGCAGCUGCUGUUGCUGCUGUGGCGCUGUCGCAGCAGCAGAGUAGCCUGCCUGCUUUUAGGAGGCGCCCUUACGGUUUCCACACUGGGGGAUGUCAGCAGAGUAAGGCUCGUAAGAGCAGAAAUCUGGCCUGUGCUGCUGCAGCCCCCUGAUGCUGCGACAGCCACGCAGCUGCUUGCUGCGAGGCCUUGUAGCGACAGCAGAGGGAGCAGCAGCUGCUGCAGUGGUGGUGGUGGUGGAUUUUGCGAGAGCCUCACGUGCUGGAAGGGGUGCUGCAUGGUCGCAGCAGUUCCGAGUGGUCAACUGAAAGACACCUCUUCAACGGACGUAGGUGCGAAGAACGACGGUGGAGGUUGUGGCAGCACCAGCAGCAGCAGGAGGGCUUCUGUAGGGGAGGCACCGCUCCUUGCGUGGCUCAUGUGUUGCCCACCGUCCCCACGCCUGACGGAGUUGCUGCUGCCUCCAGAGCUGUUGCAGUCGUUGGUGCACCUGCUGCAGCAGGAGACGAGGCAGCAGCGAUUGGUCCUCCAGCAGCUGCAGCAGCAACUCGGAGCUGGAUCGAACAGCUUCUUCGGACUCGCUGGUGCUGCUGCUGUGGCGCUUUCUGCAGGCAGCAAAGAGGGCUUGCUGCAGCGAGAGUGGUUCGUGUCUCGGUGGAUGCCUACAGAAUGCUGCGUGGCUGCUGCAGCCGCAACUGCGGAAAGCAUGCAGAGCAGCAAGGCGCCGUGGUGGGCCUCCUUUGUUGGUGACGUCGCAGCACAAGUGCUGCUGUGGUGCUCUACGGCUUGUAGUCUCUCGCCUAGCGUGGCAGGGGGCGUGCAGGGGCCUUCUUUUCUUCGCCAGCUCCAGCAUGCGCAGCAGCAGCAGCACGAAGACACGGCGGCGCCAGGCCAGAAGAAGCCAGCCGAGGAGGCUGCUGCAGGGGAGUCGGUAACAGCGCCAGCAGGGGCAGCACAGGCAGCGGGAUAUGAGCAGCUGCAGCUCUGCUGUGGCGCACUGCCCGUGUUACAGCAGCUACAGCAUGCAACGGAGAGGCUUCCUGGGCCUUACGCAUAUCUCUGCCUGCUUGCACAGCGUCAACAGUUGUGUCUCCGCUGGCUGUUGUUUGCGGCUGCUGCUGCCCCCCUGCCUACAGCUGCUGCAUUGUAUCCAUGGUGCUGCAGCACGCGCACUUGGAGCGAGGCGACUCUGCAGUUGAUGAGGGCUUUGCAGCAGCCACACAAAAAGCCCAAGAGGAUCCUCUUGGGCGGCUCCACAUGCAGCCUUCCUCUCCCUCCGGAUGCGUUUGUAAGAGAUGCCGUGCUGCUGCCCACGCUGCAGUUCGUGUCGCUCUUCUACCCAGGCGGAGUCUCCAGAGAGACUGACAGAGCUGGGAGCUGCGGAGAGAAAAGCAAGACUGCGGCGCAAGAAGGAAAGGACGCAGGGGGUCUCUCCGCUGCUGCCGGGGUGUCUAAUACGGCAGCAGCAAUAGCAGCGGCAGGAGGCGGAGUUGCCUCGUUGCUGCCAGUAGCCAUUCCGUUGCUGCAGCAGCUGCAGCAAGGCUGCAACAACAACAGCAGCUGGGUGGCUUCCUUCGUUGAUUUUCUCUCACUGCUGCUGCAGCACUGGGCCCCAUCAGCGACCCCGUUGUUUGUGGCUUCUGUUUCAGCCGCUUUUGCCGCUAUAGCAUUGUUACAGCUGCUGCUCCAACCAUCUCAGCUGUUCCUGGGUAACGCGAAGGCUGCUUCUGGCAACGUGCAGCCGCCUCGUGCUUCAUCGGCAGGUGCCGCUGCAACGUGGGAAAAAGCGACACUCCCAGACACUGCAGGAGAACCGGGAGCUGCACCCACAAGUGCAGCCCACGCAGCACAGGCCCUUCUCAACUGGGGUGUCUCGCUGUCCGUUUACUGCAGUAGCCAUUUACUCAAUUGGGUAAUUCUAGAGCGAGGAGGCUAUGCUGUCCGCGUGGGCUUGUGCAGUAAAAGCAACCGCACGGGUCCAUUUCGGGUGUACAUACACCCCGACAAGUGCAGCACGAUGCAUGGAGCCACGCAGCUACCCCUUUCCCCUCUGCUGACCGGUGCCCUUCUGCAGUCGCAAAUGCUCGUGCUAAUGGUGCUGCAGCAUCCAGAACGCUACGGCUACUCUCUCCCCGGAAAGCUAGGCACCUUAAGCAGCGCCAUCAACUCGCUAGCGAGCGCUGCCGCUGGAGGGCCGCCCUCCGUGCAACAAGUGCAGCAGGAACCGUCGAUGGUCACAGGUCUUAAGGAGCUGCAGCACAACUUCCACCUACCGCAGGACCAGCCGCAGCCAGAAUUUGUUGCGCAAAGUGCAGCGUGGCGCAGGCUGUUGCAGCGUCAAACCUGCAACCUCUUAGGCCCGUCCGCUAAUCCCUACACAGUGGUACAGGAGCACCGACAGCAAGAACUUCCCGCGACGCCGCCUCCAGGGGUGCUUGCUGCUACUGCUGCUGCUGCUGCUGCUGCCGUGCGUCCUCCUGCGAGUGCAGCGGUGCUGCCUCAUCGAGAGCUCCUUGCAUGGAUCCACAGAGGAGACGGAGAGGAGGACUGCAACAGCUGCCGCAGCGACGGCGAGCUGCAUCUCCAUUGGGGUGCAGCUGCAGCUCCCGCCUGUCUCUUCACGUCAGCGGCAAGGCCGCAUGCGGGGUUCUGCUGCUGCUGCUGCCUGUCCGCUGCAGCGUGUGCUGCUUGUAGGAGGCGUCAAGGCGACGUCAGCAGCAGCAGCAGCAGCAACAACAAGGAGAAGGAUUUCGCAACGGCGGUGGGCCUUUGCCAUGCCGUGUGCGAAGGUGUUGCUGCGGAGCUUGCUGCCGCAACAGCAGCAACGGCUGCUGCACUGGCUGCUGCCGACGAUAUUUCGCCACACACUGGGGGGGAUGUCUCUGCAGGACGUCGGGAGCUCACCAGACGUUUAGAAGUUUGUUCGGCUGCGGAGCUGUUGCUGCGCUUGACGGCGGAGCAUCACCGGCAGCAGGCGGGGUCGUUGACAGUUGCAGCAGCGACUGCGGCAACCCUGUCUGCUCUGCUGGUUGUCACCCCUGGAGGAACGUCUCAGGCCGCUGCAGAGCCUAGGGGGGGUCUAGUGAAAAGGAGGAGGAUCUAUUGCAACAGCAACCACAGCAGCAGCAAAACGCAUGCUGCAACGACGCACGUAGACGGCAAUGCCUCUCCGCUCCCCCUAAGGACGGAGGCCCUUUGUAGCGGGAUGGUGCUCCUUCUCCUGCACUGGUGGCCAUUCAGCAGCGGGCGGGGGUGUAGCAGCCAGAAGCACUCAGAAACGUCAGUUGCGGCAGCCUUGCCUACUGCGACAGACACCGCUUUGCCUGAGGGUUGCUGUGCGCUCCUCGGGGAAGUGCUGGCGCGACUGGCCCUUGAUACAGCAGCGCCUGUUGGCUGGUGUCUGCUGCAGCUGCUCGCUGCUGCUGCUGCUGCAGUUGCUCGGAACGUGGCUUCAGGGGCAGCCUCAGGAGCCACAAACGCAUGCACCCAGCACCGCGGCUCGAGAGGGGCGGAUGGUGAUUCUUCCGAGUGUCAAGAGUGCAGUGGGAGCACCGCAGCCAGCAAGAGCAACACGUACAGCGAGGGCAGCCUGCAUGCCUCGUCUCGUUUCUUCGAUGCCACAUUUGGCCUUUGGCUCGCGUAUGCGAACGCAGCAGCCGGCAAUCCCCUCACGGGCUGUGGGAGUCAGGAGCGACAGCGGAAGCAGCAGCACCAACAACAAGACCAACUGGAAGCACUCUUGGAAAGAGAUGUGGCAUUAGCAAGGCCCUUCAUACUGGCUAACGCUGUUGCUGACCUCCGUAUGGCACACGAGUCUGAGAGCAGCAGCAGCAGCACCUCCAACAGGAGCCGAUGCAACCUGCCUAGUGACAGGGAGUCUCACCAGAACGCCCUGCGUGGCAGCGCAGGAGGCUCAUGGCUCCCCGCUGCUGUACCUUCUACGUUUGGCCGUUGGAUGCCUCUGAUAGACGAGCAUGAAGACCUCCUAUGCUCGCCUCUCGGUGAUCCGGGAGUUUUCGUUGCCAAGCGCCACACCCUUCCCUGCCACGUUCUUGAAUACUGUGCCUUUGCGUCUCUUCUACGAAGUGGCAGUAGGCAGACGCUUCUGGAUUUGCUGCGCCUUCUCCUGAAGGCCUCUCCCCUUUCAGGGGUACAUGCGGCAGCAGCUGCUGCUGGACUGUGCUGCACCAGUGGGCACCAGCAGCCACGCGAGCCACCGCAGCAGCGACAACUGUCGCUUGAGCUGCCGUCAGAACGUCUAAAACUUCUGCGUCUGAACGCACCAGCACCUACCGCUUUUUCGCAGGAGCCAGCGGCUUCCCCGGGGGUCUCCUGGCGUGGGUUCGUUCUGGGUUGGCGAAUUCUUGGCCGCGAGUUGCUGCUGCUGAAUGCGCCUUUGGCCUUUGUUGAUGCAACGGAUGGGAGCAGCAAGGACGGGGGCCUGGGCGGAUCCUUCGGAGCACCCCCUUGCUGCAGCACUUGUAGCGGCGGCGAGAGCGACAGACAGUGGCUGCUCCGCAUGUGGAAGGCCAUACAACAAGGCUUCAGUCCUUUGGCAUUUCCCAGCGGCAGCAGCAGCGAAUCCGUGGAAGCGCCUCUUGUGCUAUUGCAUCCCCUGCAGCUCCCCCUGGACGCCCCAGCCACGUGUUGCACAGGAGUAGGGGUGGGCAGUGCACCGUCGGCUGCCCUCCUAAGGGCCCUCGAAGAAGUGAAAGAUAGUGCCAUCCGCAUGCUGCUGCAGCUACCUGCCGCAGAAGCAAGAGUGACAACAGCCUUGUUUCAGCAGCAGAAGCCGGCGGGGAAGCACCAGCAGCACGUGCUUCAGUGGGCCGUGCAGAAUCCAGGGGCCGUGCUCCAUGUCUGUAAUGAAGUGCUGGGGGAUCUACAAAGGGCCGCUCCGGAGCGAUGGCAGCAAGUUUCAGCGGGAGCAGUAGCACUUCACGUGCCGCUUCACUCUCUGCUACCUGUGCUGCUUCAUGGAGGCCCCCAUCCCCUUCUGGUCGGACCGCUUUUGUGGUUUGUCUUGCUGCUGGGGCUCUUGGCUGCUGCAGGCUCUUCCUCCGACUUGCUAUUGAUACCGCCGCGCAACAACACUGGCAGCAGCAAUGCGAGCAGCAGCAGCGAGGCGUCUGACUGUCCUUGUGGUGCUGCUGGAUCCCCUGUGGACAGCCUCGCAGAUAUUGCUUGGAGCCUUCUCCUCAUUUGGUUUGAAAGAACUCCAUGGCUUCUGCUGCACGCGUUUCGUUGUCUCAAGAGGCUCCCUCGGAGCAGUGGGCAUAAGCAGCAGCAGCAGCCCCAGGUGUUUUCUGCAGGAAAGGAAAACAGCGGAAGCCCCCUACCCUGGCCCACGCUGCGGACAAGUUUUGGUUCCUUCUGUUCUCGCCGUUCCGUUCUUGGUCGUAUGAUGCGGCUUCCCUCUAUUUUCGCCUUGAGGGCACCCCUGGGGGCAGGUGUAAGCGGUGGACGGACCCCACUUCAGCUGCCCUUUUGCCUAGCAGAAUCUUUUGCUCAGUUACUUGAACUAGCAUAG